Molecule: messenger RNA, 257 nt
Organism: Canariomyces notabilis
Lineage: Eukaryota; Fungi; Ascomycota; Sordariomycetes; Sordariales; Chaetomiaceae
Exons: 1
Coding region: 8-247 (79 amino acids)
Source: RefSeq, a predicted model, not a curated record
ACAAUUCAUGCUGGUCUCUUCACUGAAGGGCUCGCGUUAUCCAGAUCCCAUUCUUGGCAACUUUUUGUAUGUGCCUUGGCAAGGACACACUGACCACCUAGAUUUUCCUGUUACGGAGCACAGGCCAUCUUUCAAGGUCAACAUUAAUCCAAUUUUUCAUUCAAAACCAACACAUCAUCCACACACCUUAAGGCUAAUGGUUAGGUUAGGGUUAGUGGCUAGAUUAGCGGUUAUGAUUAGUGGUUAGGAUUAGGUGU